This is a messenger RNA of Monomorium pharaonis (pharaoh ant), 2454 nucleotides long. It is a transcript of the gene AspRS-m, whose product is annotated as aspartate--tRNA ligase, mitochondrial. Gene Ontology annotation, biological process: aspartyl-tRNA aminoacylation. Gene Ontology annotation, molecular function: nucleic acid binding; aspartate-tRNA ligase activity; ATP binding. The record is from RefSeq and is a predicted model, not a curated record. The transcript is spliced from 11 exons. Lineage: Eukaryota; Metazoa; Arthropoda; Insecta; Hymenoptera; Formicidae. Gene Ontology annotation, cellular component: cytoplasm; mitochondrion. The coding region runs from base 181 to 2130 and encodes 649 amino acids.
UAUAUAGAAUUUUUUAAUACAUUUAUUUUAUAUGUACAACAGAUUUGUGACAAAGAAUUUCUUAAAUGUGAUAGGUAAAGAGAACAAAGAGGAUAAUGAUUUUGUGAACAACUGUGGAUAUGAAACAUACUUAUUCAAGAAAAAGUUGAACAAUUGUCAAGAAGAAGUCUUAUAUGUGAAAUGUUUGCCAGCAGUAAAAUUGUGCUUAGCUGCACGUAUGUCAUGAUGACAAGAUACCACGCAACAAGGCUACUGAUAAGUGGUCUACGCAAAUUUCUGCUGAAGGAUCAAUCAGCAAUAGCUUGCGUGCACAAUUUAGUUAUUGAUAGGCCAAUGCCAUUAACAAAGGAACCGAUUCCACCAGUCAACAGAUAUGUCCUACGUACGCACACGUGUGGCGAGCUGACACUAAAGAAUGUCGGGGAAAAAGUGAGAUUAAGCGGCUGGACGGAGUUCCAGAGAAUGAAAAAAUUUAUAACGUUACGAGAUGCUUAUGGAUCGACGCAGUUGCUUAUACCUGAAGAUAGAAAAGAUUUAGUAGAAACUGUACAGACUUUGUCUUACGAAAGCGUCUUAAACAUAGUAGGUAAAGUCGUACCAAGACCUGAAAAUCAGCAGAAUAAGAAAAUGAAAACGGGUGACAUAGAAGUGUACGUGGAAUCUCUGGAGGUUCUAAAUGUGGCGUCGCAAAAUCUUCCGAUAUUCAUUAGAGAGUAUAACAAAGCCAAAGAGAGUCAGCAAAUGAAGUAUAGAUAUCUGUCAUUGAGAUUUUCCGAAGUACAAAGAAAUUUAAGGCUGCGUUCCUCUCUCAUAAUGAAGAUGAGAGAAUUUUUAAUCAACGAAUGCAGCUUUGUAGACGUUGAGACGCCAACGCUGUUCAAAAGUACACCAGGGGGUGCGCAAGAAUUUGUUGUGCCCACGAGACAGCCGAAUCACUUUUAUUCGUUAGUACAGAGUCCUCAGCAAUUCAAGCAGCUUCUCAUGAUAGGCGGUCUCGAUAGAUACUUUCAAGUUGCCCGAUGUUACAGAGACGAGAGCGCCAGACACGACAGACAGCCAGAGUUUACACAGUUGGAUAUUGAAAUGUCGUUUGUUGACCGGGACGGAGUGAUGAGCUUGAUUGAAAAUUUACUGAUGUACUCGUGGCCGGAACAGUCGGACUUCGUAAAAGUGCCCUUUAAGCUUACGACAUAUGAAAACGCGAUGGAAAUGUACGGUAUUGACCAACCAGAUUUAAGAAUACCGUAUCAAAUACAAGAUCUUACACACAUGUUUGAUCUGUCAGUAUUAAAGGAGGCUGUGCAACACGAAGAUAACAAACAAAAGGUGUACGCGUUGGUUUUUCCACAAAAAUCAAAAUACUUAACAAAAUCUAUUAGAGAUGAACUCUCCAAGAUCCGUAGUGAUUAUUUUGGCGCUACAAAGCUGGUUCAAUUAAAAAUUGAAGGUAAUUCGUGGAGAACACAGUUGGAUAAGCUGAAAUCGAAAUCGGGAGCUAUAGCGGAAAAUAUAUUGCAGUAUUGCAAGUUACAGGAAGGAGAUGCAAUAUUACUGGCGAUUGGACAUCGAAUGGAUGCAUUAAAACUCUUAGGAAAGCUACGUAUCGAAUUUACAAAUGUAUUAGAAGCCAAAGGUGAACAGAUACGUUCAUCCGAAAAUGAAUUUCUAUGGGUCACGGAUUUUCCGUUGUUCACAUUUGACGGAACGACAUUGGAAUCGACGCAUCAUCCGUUUACGCAACCUCAUCCAGAUGAUCUGAAAUAUCUUACGACUGAUCCUCUAAAGGUGAGAGGCUUACACUACGAUCUGGUUUUGAAUGGAUCUGAAAUAGCAGGAGGUUCCAUUCGAAUCCACGACGCGAAUUUACAGAGGCAGAUAUUGAAGAUGUUGAACAUAGACGAAACAAAAUUGUCGCAUAUGCUCGAAGCAUUAAUGUACGGAGCUCCGCCUCAUGGUGGAAUAGCUAUAGGAUUAGAUCGCCUUGUCUGCUUACUUUGUAAAGAAAGGAGUAUAAGAAACGUCAUAGCUUUUCCAAAAACGAUGGAAGGACGAGAUUUAAUGUCUGGAGCACCAGACGUCAUUUCAGACGAGUUGAAGAGUUUGUACCAUAUACAAACAGUAAAUAAAUAAAAUUCUUUUUCAUUAACUGCGAGUUUCGGGACGCCUUAUCUGCAAUAUUUUUAUCAAGGAUAAAUUAUUAUCCAAGUUUCAAGUGGUUAUCGGAAGCAUUUAACUACCGGAAACUGAAUAAAUAAAAAGACCAAAAAUAGAUGUACAAAAAAAGUGUUUUAUUAAUUUUUUUUUAGUAAACUCUCGUGCGUUCAAUUGAAAUGUUUUUACAGAAAAAUAAAAAAUACAAUUCAGCCUGCACUAAACUAUUGACAUUCACAAUUUUUCCAAGAAGGAUCUAAGAGGGUUUCCUCCUUUUUUUGUACACUUCUUGAGAGCCUCUCU